Messenger RNA from Cygnus atratus (black swan), 1549 nucleotides. Its product is annotated as probable 2-ketogluconate reductase. The coding region runs from base 171 to 1355 and encodes 394 amino acids. Gene Ontology annotation, molecular function: glyoxylate reductase (NADPH) activity; hydroxypyruvate reductase [NAD(P)H] activity; NAD binding. The record is from RefSeq and is a predicted model, not a curated record. NCBI's taxonomy places the organism in Eukaryota, Metazoa, Chordata, Aves, Anseriformes, Anatidae. The transcript has 7 exons. Gene Ontology annotation, cellular component: cytosol.
UGUGUGUUGCAAGUACCAGGAAAUUGCUCGGUUUUGCUUCCUCCGGGAGCCGCGAGAUUUAUCUGUAAGGAAAACAUCGUCAGAAAGGAACCGGUCCAGAUUAAUUCUUUGGUUGUUAUCAAGGUGUUACAUUUAGCACACUGGACAAGACAUCCAAUAUCUGAAUAAUUAUGCUCAGGAGCAAAGCAUUCAAUCUGUUAAAAUCUAUUCACCUGAUGUCUGGCCAGCCAAAAUUGGCUUAUAAAGGUAUUCAUCCAGUUAUUGCUUCACAUGGACAUCGCUCUCACAGAAGUGUGGGAUACAGACAGAGGUACAAGACAGGUGCAGGUAGUGCUGGAGGAAGAACACUAGGUGCUCCUCAGACCAAGGCCAUGUCAGAACCGGAGUUGCCGGGUCUUUUGAUUCUGGAUAUUGGAGGAACUUAUGGUGUGCAAGAAAACAUUGUAGCGCUUUUGAAAAAACACUUUUGCCUUAUCACCAUGAAGGAAUUUCUUGAAAACAAAAAAGAAAUGAGCAAAAAAAUCCAAUCCGUUUUUGUGUCUGAGUGCAGGCCAACUGUUGACCAGGAACUUCUAGAAAGUUUGCCUAAUUUAAAGGUAAUUGGAAACUCUGGGGUUGGAGUGGAUCAUUUAAACUUGAAAAUGGUUUCUAACUUUGGUGUGAAAGUCACCAAUACCCCACAUGCCGUUGCUGACUCUACAGCAGACAUUGGAAUGGCCUUGAUGCUGGCCUCUGCCAGAAGACUAGUUGAAGGCUCCCAGAUAGCAAUUUCUCCACACACAAGGUAUUUUGCUGUUGACUGGCUGGGAGUUGAAGUUACCAGGGCGACUCUUGGGAUCAUCGGGAUGGGCAGAAUUGGGUAUAAAGUGGCUCAGAGAGCCAGAGCCUUUGAAAUGAAGAUCCUGUACCACAACAGGAAGCAGAGAAAGGAGGAGGAACAGGCAGUUGGUGCCCACUACUGUGAGAAGAUGGAAGACUUGCUGCAGCAAUCUGACUUUGUUAUGCUGGUUGUGAACCUGACUCCUGAGAAUCACAAAAUGAUUGGGAAAAAGGAGCUGGGGCUGAUGAAACCCACAGCCACUCUUAUAAACAUUGGUCGAGGUGCACUUAUUGAUCAAGACGCAUUGGUAGAAGCUCUCCAGAAUAACGUUAUUAGGGCUGCUGCUCUGGACGUGACAUACCCUGAGCCUCUGCCAAGAGAUCAUCCUUUGUUAAAAUUAAAUAACAUCAUUAUAACCCCUCACAUUGGAACUGCAACAGUCCAAGCCAUCCAGAUGAUGGCAGAAGAAGCAAUAGCAAAUAUGCUGGCUGUUCUCAAUGGUCAACCCAUUCCAAGUGAAGUGUUUCCCAAAUGAUGCGGGCCAGAUGACACUGCUAAAUCUCUUAUCUAUAAGAAGGCACUGUUUCCUACAGUACCACUUUUAAGUUUUAAAAAAGUAACUGUUUCUGCACUGCUGAUGUUGUCAUGAUACUGCAAAGCUCUCAUCUCACUCGACUUACCUUGCAUUGUCAUUUACAAUUCUGAAAAAUAAAAAAUUGAUAAAAGGGU